Molecule: messenger RNA, 1411 nt
Organism: Gekko japonicus
Lineage: Eukaryota; Metazoa; Chordata; Lepidosauria; Squamata; Gekkonidae
Gene: FKBPL
Product: FK506 binding protein like
Exons: 3
Coding region: 449-1399 (316 amino acids)
Molecular function (GO): protein binding
Source: RefSeq, a predicted model, not a curated record
GGGUCGAGCCGACAUGCGCGUGUGCAAAGGAACGUAACUGUAGUUGCCCGCUGAUGCAUUUAAUAGCGGUCCGAAGCCCAUGUAGGCGGUGCGUGAGUAAUCGUUUAGCGCAUGCGUAGGACGGACCGCAGAGACUGAAAGGCGCAUGUGUGGGGGAAUUCAGUUUCCUCAAGACGGGUUGCGCAUGCUUGUUUAGGCGCUUCACGCACGUGCCAGUGGGAGUUGUGGUUUUUGACUCCUUAAAAAGAAAUACAGAAGCUUCUUUUUAUUCGAAGAUGAGGAACGGAGGCUGAAGGAAUGCGAUUCACCACGGCCACAAAGCGAGUCCACGACUAACCCGGGAUUUGGAAGAAAAGCAGGUAUCGAGCAGGAUUUCGCUGUUUCCCCUGCUGGUAGAAGGGAGCAUUACAGUGCUAGACUAGGAAUUUUCUGAUUGGUUGAGAAGAUAAUGGCAAGUGAGGAGAGACAAGGUCCAGGAGGAAGGCCCAAGAACAAUAACAUGAGCCAGAUAACAGCCUGUGGAGAAGAAAACAACCAAGUCGGAGUUAGAGAGGGGGCUGAGUCGAAAGUACAAGGAGAAGCCAUGAAAGAGAACCGGCUUCCCUCUAACCAACUAAGAUCAGCCGAUGGGGGCGUCCCUUGGGUCUGCCCUGACGGCACGUUUGUCAAACUGGUCCUGGAGGCUGGUAAAGGUGUGGAUAAGCCAAAAGAAGGCUCCAUGUGCCAGGUCUUCAUUGAGGCUCAACCAGGCGGCCCCCUGAGUUACCCAUCCCACAGCUGGGCUGAGGUGGAGCUGGGUGCAGGAGACGCUGAAUGGGAUGGGGCGGUGGACCGCUGCCUGGAGACCAUGCUGGCUGGGGAACGGGCAGAGUUAAGGCUAACGGGAGGAGGCAUCAUUAUCAUCCAGUUGGCCAGCUUCACGCCAGCCAAGGAUUCCUGGGAGAUGAGCGCCAGUGAGAAAUGGAACUUGGUCAUCCGCAACAAAGAGCACGGCGGCGAGCUCUACCGGGCCGGGGAUAUUGGCGCAGCAGCCAGGCGCUACGCCAAGGCCCUGCGGCUGCUUGUGGCAGCUGCCCCGCCCCCGGACUACGACCAAAUCAAAGCCGAGCUCCACGCCAACCUGGCCGCCUGUCAGCUGAGGCUGCGCCAGCCGGCCAACGCCGCUUGCAACUGUACCAAGACGCUGGCGCUGCAGCCGGCCAACACCAAGGCGCUCUUUCGGCGUGGCUUAGCUUACGACGCCAUGAACGAUCUGGAAGGGGCGGCUCAAGAUCUGAAGGGCGUUUUGCGAGUGGAGCCCGGAAACCGAGCGGCCCGGCGGGAGCUGGAAAGGGUGAUGGAGAGGAUAAAGGUGCGGGACGCCAAACUGGCACGAGCCAUGCAGAAAAUGUUUGGCUGAAUAAAAGGAUUA